AUGAGGCAAAGGGACAGCGAAAGGGGCAUUGAUCCAAGGAAGGAAAAAGAUGCAGAUCUUCGCCAAGACGCCGGCCGGAAAGACCAUCACCCUGGAGGUCGACAGCAGCCACACUCUCCAAGAUGUCAAGGCCAGAUCCAGGCCAAGGAAGGCGUGUGGGCGGCGGACCAGCAGCAGCGGGUGAUCUUCGCCGGGAAGCAGCUGGAGGAGGAGGAGGACGACGGGCGGACGCUGUCGGACUACGGCGUCCAGCAGGAGUCCACGCUUCAACUCGCGCUCCGCCUGUCCGGGGGAUUCCGCGGAUGCUUGUAUAGGUUCGAGCCCAGCCUCCGAGCCCUCGCCGAGAAGCACAACUCCAACAAGAUGAUCUGCUGCAAGUGCUAUGCCCGGCUGCCUCUCAGAGCUACCAACUGCCGCAAGAAGAAGUGCGGCCACAGCAACCAGGUGGAACUCUUGAUAUUUGUGUAUUCUCUUCUCCCUGCCAUGUAAAAUUAAAUUAAAAAUGCCAUGUUCUUCCGACGACUUGCGAUGAAUCCUUGUUGCAUUUCUUUGAUCUGACUGACGCAUGUGUGUUUUGCACGACCUGUAUAUUGAACAAGCGCCAUGCU
Molecule: messenger RNA, 608 nt
Organism: Brachypodium distachyon (stiff brome)
Lineage: Eukaryota; Viridiplantae; Streptophyta; Magnoliopsida; Poales; Poaceae
Product: ubiquitin-60S ribosomal protein L40
Exons: 2
Coding region: 1-489 (162 amino acids)
Biological process (GO): translation; protein ubiquitination; modification-dependent protein catabolic process
Cellular component (GO): ribosome; cytoplasm; nucleus
Molecular function (GO): protein tag activity; ubiquitin protein ligase binding; structural constituent of ribosome
Source: RefSeq, a predicted model, not a curated record